GCGGCGGGUUUUUCUGUUGGAUUCUAUUGGAUUAGGAUUUUGUUCGGAUUUACUUAAAUCAUUAGUAACAUUUUCAUUUUAUGGAUCUCAAUUGGCUGAAAAGCACAACAAUUAUUCUUGUUGUUUUCGAUUCGAAGGAGAAAGUAAAUAAAUUGGUUAUCGUGACUUCAGUACCCUAGAUUACCAGAGCAGGCAGAGCAAGCCUUAUACACACCAUGAGCGUACCAGAUAAAAUAGCAGCAGCAAUUCCUACGCAACUGCUGUCGGGCCCGGCCGUGAAACUUGUUUAUACAAUAACCUGUAGUGGCGAAAAACAUACUCUUGUUUCCAUCCCAUUUGUCGUCAACAAUUUGAUUGAAAUACGAUUUAAAUGGGAUUAUUCCAAAAUAUCUGCAAAAAAAAUUAAAAUUGUAUGCAGUUUUUCAUCAAGGAGGCUAAUUCCUGAUAAAUGUACCACAAUCAAUGUGGAUUUGAGAAGCGAUAGAUUGAAAUAUGUGAAGACGUACUUCUGUCCUCCGGGGAAUUGGUCGGACUGGCAAUGCAUGGCCGAGAUAACACCACAGACGCUUCCCAAUCUCUCCGACUAUUAUUACACCACUUGUGACUACUAUAUUGCCGCAUGUAAAGUGAAAACUGAUAUGAUUUCUUCUAAGUUGUAUGAAGACACCGAUUUUACCGACUUCAAAUUGAGCACACCUGAUGGUAGUGUUGCUGUCCACAAAGCCUGCCUGGCUGUUCACAGUGACGUGUUCAAGCGGAUGCUGGCAGGAGAAUGGCAAGAGACAGACAAAUGCCUAAUAACUAUGGAAGGAAUAACUCUAGAAACACUACAACAUUUAAAGGACUACAUUUACCUGGGUACACUCCCAAAUGAUGGGCUUAAACCACUGCUACUGUUAGCAAGAUGCUAUGCUACCUUAUUGAAGAUCUUCAGGAACGCUGUAUUAAAAAACUAGCUCAAACAGUAACUUCAGAAAAUGUAUACUUGCUACAUAAAUUUGCUUGUGAGAAUAACAUGCCAGAGUUGACUUUUGCUACUUUGCAACUAACCAGGGAUUCUGUUAUUGAUAAUGCCAAGGUUAAAAAGAUGAAGUCGAGUUAAGGCAGAAGGCCAGUCUGUCAUGGCGCUGCUCCAAUAUUACAGGGUUCUAUGUUUUACUUUUAUGGAACUGAAAUUUGAACUUUAUCAUAGUGACAUUAAGUCGAAUUUCAACUAUCUUCAAAAUGUAAUAUCGGGGCAGCGAUGGAUGACCUGCCACAAGGCGUGACGUGAUGAUUUGGAUUCAUAGUGGAAUCAAAAGAUUGGCUCAGGAAAGAAAGGACUGGCAAUUACUCCACCGACAAGAGCAAAGCUCUUAAGUGAUGAUGAUGAUGAGUGGAGACUACCAUCACUACCUACUACAAUAGAUGAUUAUUGAUUUGAUAAAAAUAACUCAAUUAUAAUUUUACAAGUUGUGAAUUUGGACAUAACUUAAGCAAGUAAUUUGUGUGGGUUGCGACGGCGACGUAUGAUGAGAAUGAGCAUGCUGCUGUCGUAAGCUUGAUAAAUGGAUCUCAAUUAUUUUAAACUCGUAGUUGAUUAAGUUAUCUAUUAAAGUAAUAAUAUUUUGUUAAUUUCAUGUAAAAAUCUUUUAUGUAUGUACCUAAGGUACAACAUGUUGAUAUGA
This is a messenger RNA of Cydia strobilella, 1667 nucleotides long. RefSeq lists its product as uncharacterized. Gene Ontology annotation, molecular function: protein binding. Lineage: Eukaryota; Metazoa; Arthropoda; Insecta; Lepidoptera; Tortricidae. The coding region runs from base 216 to 956 and encodes 246 amino acids. The record is from RefSeq and is a predicted model, not a curated record. The transcript is spliced from 2 exons.